AUGCCAGAAAUGCAGCUGCGCAGCCUGGCCCUUGGCACAGCGACUGCCGGGGCUCUCAUUGCUCUCCGCUCCGCAGCGCUGAAGUGGGCGACGAGCAAAGGCGCUGCCACUGUUGGGCCCAGAUGGCUCGCCGUUUGGUUGAGCAUCCAGCUUGGUCGUGUAGCCAACCUUGUCGGCGUCGACUUCGAGACAAAUACCGCAGAGAAGUGGCAUCAUGAUCCUCAGCA
Symbiodinium necroappetens is the source of this 227-nucleotide messenger RNA. NCBI's taxonomy places the organism in Eukaryota, Dinophyceae, Suessiales, Symbiodiniaceae. The record is from the annotation of a GenBank genome assembly.